AUGAGGAAGUAUAUAAUCCGUUCAAAAAAAGAGACUUGGAUUUACUCUUUAUGGCCCCUUCCCAGUUUUAACCCCUUUCCUGUGAAAGAGACUUGGAUUUACUCUUUAUGGCCCCUUCCCAGUUUUAACCCCUUUCCUGUGAAAGAGACUUGGAUUUACUCUUUAUGGCCCCUUCCCAGUUUUAACCCCUUUCCUGUGAAAGAGACUUGGAUUUACUCUUUAUGGCCCCUUCCCAGUUUUAACCCCUUUCCUGUGAAAGAGACUUGGAUUUACUCUUUAUGGCCCCUUCCCAGUUUUAACCCCUUUCCUGUGAAAGAGACUUGGAUUUACUCUUUAUGGCCCCUUCCCAGUUUUAACCCCUUUCCUGUGAAAGAGACUUGGAUUUACUCUUUAUGGCCCCUUCCCAGUUUUAACCCCUUUCCUGUGAAAGAGACUUGGAUUUACUCUUUAUGGCCCCUUCCCAGUUUUAACCCCUUUCCUGUGAAAGAGACUUGGAUUUACUCUUUAUGGCCCCUUCCCAGUUUUAACCCCUUUCCUGUGAAAGAGACUUGGAUUUACUCUUUAUGGCCCCUUCCCAGUUUUAACCCCUUUCCUGUGAAAGAGACUUGGAUUUACUCUUUAUGGCCCCUUCCCAGUUUUAACCCCUUUCCUGUGAAAGAGACUUGGAUUUACUCUUUAUGGCCCCUUCCCAGUUUUAACCCCUUUCCUGUGAAAGAGACUUGGAUUUACUCUUUAUGGCCCCUUCCCAGUUUUAACCCCUUUCCUGUGAAAGAGACUUGGAUUUACUCUUUAUGGCCCCUUCCCAGUUUUAACCCCUUUCCUGUGAAAGAGACUUGGAUUUACUCUUUAUGGCCCCUUCCCAGUUUUAACCCCUUUCCUGUGAAAGAGACUUGGAUUUACUCUUUAUGGCCCCUUCCCAGUUUUAACCCCUUUCCUGUGAAAGAGACUUGGAUUUACUCUUUAUGGCCCCUUCCCAGUUUUAACCCCUUUCCUGUGAAAGAGACUUGGAUUUACUCUUUAUGGCCCCUUCCCAGUUUUAACCCCUUUCCUGUGAAAGAGACUUGGAUUUACUCUUUAUGGCCCCUUCCCAGUUUUAACCCCUUUCCUGUGAAAGAGACUUGGAUUUACUCUUUAUGGCCCCUUCCCAGUUUUAACCCCUUUCCUGUGAAAGAGACUUGGAUUUACUCUUUAUGGCCCCUUCCCAGUUUUAACCCCUUUCCUGUGAAAGAGACUUGGAUUUACUCUUUAUGGCCCCUUCCCAGUUUUAACCCCUUUCCUGUGAAAGAGACUUGGAUUUACUCUUUAUGGCCCCUUCCCAGUUUUAACCCCUUUCCUGUGAAAGAGACUUGGAUUUACUCUUUAUGGCCCCUUCCCAGUUUUAACCCCUUUCCUGUGAAAGAGACUUGGAUUUACUCUUUAUGGCCCCUUCCCAGUUUUAACCCCUUUCCUGUGAAAGAGACUUGGAUUUACUCUUUAUGGCCCCUUCCCAGUUUUAACCCCUUUCCUGUGAAAGAGACUUGGAUUUACUCUUUAUGGCCCCUUCCCAGUUUUAACCCCUUUCCUGUGAAAGAGACUUGGAUUUACUCUUUAUGGCCCCUUCCCAGUUUUAACCCCUUUCCUACAAAUGAGACAGAUUUAUUCUCUACCCUUCAACCCCCCCCCACCCAGGUUUUAUAACCCCUUCUUCCCAACGCGCUGUCUCUGUGUCCUCUUGCUCCCCCCAACCCCUGCCCUCACCCAGUCACUCCUAAUCGAGGAGCGCGGUUGUUGAGUGAGAGGCGUUUGGACUGAGGGUCUUCAGUACAGAUUGGAGUUUUCUCGGGUGGGUAGUGCUGUUAAGAUAUUCCACAGUCUUGUUCAGUCAUUACACUGUCAACUCUCCCUGGGCCGGCUCAAUUGCUCGCACCCUCCUUUCUCCCUCUGCGGUGGUAAAGCACUUCCUUCACCCUCGCGAUCCACUCCCAAGUCACCUUGGAGACUGUAGACUGUCCCUCGAGAUACUGGGAGGGGGGAGUUGGUAAGAUAUCCCUUCACAGGUCACACAUUCAGAAUAAGGGACUAUCCCUUAAUGGGAGUGGAUAGAAGGUCUCCCUGAGGGGCUGCGUUCUUUCUCCUCACCCCCCCCCCCCCGUUUAUAGAGUACUGCCUCACCCAGGAUGAGCAACUCGUGGUCAGGGAAUGAAGAGACUGUUCAGCUGUGGAUUUUGGGUGCCCAGGGACAGUGUGAUUGUCAGCUGGUUGGCAGAAGCUGGCCAGAGACCGUGCCAAAGAUGGGGUGCUCCUGGCACCCUUAAUCCCCCCCUCACCUGCCUCCCGGGUACCAAUGGCCACAGGGUGCAUGCUUGCAGAAGAACAAAGAGGUAUAUGUGGGGGGGUGGGGGGAGGUGGUCAAUCACCCACAGACUGUCACAGAAACAA
Molecule: messenger RNA, 2418 nt
Organism: Chiloscyllium plagiosum (whitespotted bambooshark)
Lineage: Eukaryota; Metazoa; Chordata; Chondrichthyes; Orectolobiformes; Hemiscylliidae
Source: RefSeq, a predicted model, not a curated record